AUGUCGGACCAUGAGCGCCACUUUACGAUCAGGUGCAAAUAUGUCCUACUUCACCUUCACUCAAGUGUCAUCCAUUAUCCUCUCCAGGUGUUUUACACCCCCUCAGCUGGAAUGCACAUGCCUCGUAUCGUAGUGCCAAUGGAUUUCACCGGACCGCAGUAUAUCCCUGCGUGGUCUCACACACCUGAGCGCCGCUUCCAUCCACAAUCCGAACCGCCCGGUCCGCUUGUGCAAAGUGCCAAGAUCGUAAAUCUGCUGUAUUUCAUGAUGGGCUUCCUUCAAUCUUGCCUGGAGCAGCUCGUCAGGCUUGCUGCACUGGCACCGUUUAACCCCUUUGAGGACCUUGUCCAACAGCCUUUCUUCGGAUCCGGCGACACCUCUCAACAUCCCAUUGUUCCGGCCGGGGCUGAGAACACUAUUAUCCACCCCGAACUCGCGUCUCCUGGGUUUCAGUGUGUGUAUCCCAGCAGAUGGAAGGGCUGUAAUACUCCUGAAUCGCGCGACUGUUGGCUUCAAGAUACAAGUUCAGGCCAUGGAUUCGGAGGCUAUUCACAGAUUGAUAUCCACACUAAUUACGAGAGUGUGGAUGCCACACCGCCAGGCAUCACCCGAGAGUACUUCCUUGAGGUUGAUGGAGACGUGACCCUAUUCGCGGAUGGAUUCGAGAAGACCAGCGGGAAGGUCUUCAACAAACAAUAUCCCGGCCCGCUGAUUGAGGCAUGCUGGGGGGACGAGCUCGUCAUUCAUGUCACGAACAAUUAUGAUAAAAACGGGACCACUGUUCACUGGCAUGGAAUCCGUCAGCUGAACACAAACCAGAUGGAUGGUGUCAAUGGUGUCACACAAUGCCCUAUUGCUAAGGGAGACACCUUUACUUACAAGUUCCGGGCGCUUCAAUACGGCCAUACUUGGUAUCAUUCUCACUACUCACUUCAGUACCCGGACGGUCUUGCAGGACCACUGGUUAUUCAUGGCCCUUCAAGUAGCAAUUGGGACAUAGACCUCGGCCCAGUGCUCGUACAAGACUAUGUCCACGACUCAGCUUUUGUCCGCUACCAAGAGGAGAUCGCUCCCAUCCCGGGCAGUUUUGCCCGAGCUGAUAGUGUUGUCGUCAACGGCCACGGUCAUGAUCCCUCAACUGGCAAUGGGACAUAUUUCGAGACAACAUUCGCGCCCAAGAAGAAGCACGUCCUAAGAUUAAUCAACGGCUCGGCUGGCACGCAUUACGUUGUCUCGAUUGAUAACCACACCAUGACCGUCAUCGAAAAUGAUCUAGUGCCAAUCACGCCGUACCAGACAACCGCCCUUAGCAUCGGCAUUGGCCAACGAUACAUGGUUGUCGUUGAAGCCGACCAGCAGCCUGGCGACUACUGGAUUAGAACACACCCUGCCACGGGAUGCAACGGCUUCAACCAAUCUCUCCCCUGUGGCGGCAUCUUCAACCAGACGUGCUCACCUUUCGAUGUGAGGACAGGUAUCAUCCGCUACAACACAUCUUCCGGGCCCGACAACAAGCUUCCCACCAGCGAGCCCUGGGACUACCAUCACGACUGUGUCGAUGAGCCUUACGAAAAGCUGCAGCCCAUUGUGCCUUGGGCCAUCGACCACCACCCGGCAAAUGAGAUUAGCGAGAACAGAUUCGCGGCGGCACACCAGAACGUUCCCAGCUCAAAAGAGACCGGUGGUUACAACCAUUGGAUGCUGACGCCUGAUUUCUUGUGGCUUGACUUUGGCAACCCGACCAUCCUGAACCUGGACAAUGACACAUAUGAUGCAAAUCCCAACUUCCACAUUGUCAAAGACGAUUUCGAGUCCGGAUAUGUCUUCAUGGUCAUCGAAGCCUCGGUCAACACUACCAUUCCAUUGCCAGCUAAUACCAGCAUCAUCCCAAUAUCGCAUCCUCUCCACUGGCACGGCAUGGAUAUCGUCCUGCUGGCCCAGAGCAACACCACCUUUGACCCGGCCGCCAGCUUCUCCACAUUCAACUUCCUCAACCCGCCGCGCCGAGACGUCGUGCUCCUGCCGGCAGGGGGAUACAUCGCGAUCGCAUUCAAGCCGGACAACCCCGGCGCAUGGCUGGUGCACUGCCAUAUCGCCUGGCACGCCAGUGCUGGGCUCGGCCUCCAGAUCUUGGAGCGCCAGGACGAUAUUGUUGGAGCUCUGGGUGGACCGUCUGCCCUUACGGACACCGAGAGGGUGUGCCAGAACUGGAUCCAGUAUAAUGCGCAGCACCCGGUCGAUCAGGAGGAUUCGGGGAUUUGA
Diaporthe amygdali is the source of this 2262-nucleotide messenger RNA. RefSeq names its product multicopper like protein. The transcript has 8 exons. The record is from RefSeq and is a predicted model, not a curated record. NCBI's taxonomy places the organism in Eukaryota, Fungi, Ascomycota, Sordariomycetes, Diaporthales, Diaporthaceae. Bases 1 to 2262 code for a protein of 753 amino acids. Gene Ontology annotation, molecular function: oxidoreductase activity; copper ion binding.